Molecule: messenger RNA, 3640 nt
Organism: Anopheles stephensi (Asian malaria mosquito)
Lineage: Eukaryota; Metazoa; Arthropoda; Insecta; Diptera; Culicidae
Gene: Jupiter
Product: microtubule-associated protein Jupiter
Exons: 8
Coding region: 362-1468 (368 amino acids)
Cellular component (GO): nucleus
Source: RefSeq, a predicted model, not a curated record
UCCAACAGUUCAAAGGCUCGGAUGUGUUUUGUUUACGCUCGUGUCGCCAUUCUUUAAUUUUCCCGCGUGUGUUUUCUUUCAGUUUCGUAAAGGCCAAGUUUCAUUCGGUGCUAUCCUACUGCGUAAGGAUAACCAGUGUCUAAAAGUGUACUUACCGGUCUCUCAACUAGUGUCGCGUUAAACAUACGUGCGUGUUAAUCCCGUUGCGAAACGUUUUUUUUGCUACCAAUCGAAUUGCGAAAACCUUCCAAACAAAUCAGCUGCUUGCCGAUUUUAGUUUUGUGUUCGAUCGUGAAUAUCGUGUGCUCAGUGCCGCAAGUUUUUACGUGUUUUCGUGGUUAAAACUCAUCAGCCCUUCAACAUGACUUCGACUAACUUCACGGUUGGAUUUGGCGAAAACUCCAAGGCCUCAAGCAAAGUUCUGAAACCACCAGGCGGUGGCAGCAGCGAUCUUUUCGGUGCGGAUCAACUUGGACCCAACACGCCGCGCACCAUGAGCAAGAACCGUAUGCAGUCGAACAUUUUUGCGGCCCCAGCGGACGCCCACAAGAAUGUCUUUCGGCAAGGAGCUCAUCGAUACUACUUUCUUGGAUCGGAAACUCCACGUCGCGCCGCCCAGGGACAGGAUUCGCACAACCGCCUGUUCGGCGAACUGAACCGUCCGUUCACACCGGCCAAGAACCACAUGAAGAGCAAUCUGCCGAUCGGUGGCGACCAUACCGAUGGUGGCAAGCCGCACCAGAACGGCAAAUCGAACGGAGUCGCUCACCAGAACGGUAACGGCACAGCGAACGGACAUCACACCAACGGACACAGCAAUGGCAAUGGACACAUCUCGUCGGCUUCCUCGGACAAUGGAUCCAGCCACAUUUUCCUGAGGAGAUUAAGUAAUGAUGAAGAUGCAUCACCGGAUUCGGCCUACUCGUCCACCCGGUCACAGAUGCAGCAGCAGCAGCAGCAGCAGCAUCAACAGCACAGCAUGCAAUCGAUGGCGGGUCCUGGUGGCAUAUGGGCGCCGUUCGAUUCGACGGUCGGCCUGGUACCGCCCCUAUCGCCCCGACGCCAUCUGCAGUUCUAUCCGAGUGGCGAAACGCUGAAUCCGACCUAUGCAUCUAACAUUAAUCUCUGCAUCAGUGAUGACAUCAUUAUCAGUGUGACCGAACAUAACGACGAUGCGGUCGGACUAAACGGCAACGAUGGCAAAGCAUCGCCAAGGUCACCACGCUCGCCACGGUUUGCGCAACGGAACCCAGUUACCGGCAACGGAGUCGAAGAUUACGCCGACAAGCCACGGAAGCUUAGCUCGAGACGUGGAGCAGGAGACGGCAAUCCGGUAACUGGUGAAGGGUACAGCAAAUCGAACGGUGCAGCAGAAAUCAACACAACGGUGCCGUCGCUGAACGGAGGUGGCCAUGUUAUCAAUAAGAAUCGCAUUCCGCCCGGUGGAUUCUCGUCCGGUCUGUGGUAAACAGCAUCCUUUUGCUGGCGGUCUUUUACAACAACAACAAUAAAAACGCGAACCCCAUAAUCUGCUGAGAGCCCAACAUCAUCAACCAGCAGAAGCAAACUACAUCCCACAUCCGUCAGAAAGUAAAUCAAACAACUACUCUCCAUCACUGAUUCGUCCUCGUGGAAAGCACACAGAUCCACAGAGAUAGAUUUUCACACAGGUCCAUCCAAGCACACGCCAGCAUCCAAUAGCGAAUGAUGAUCACAGACGAUCGCGUAUAUGAUGAUGUUGAUCAUAAAACCGAGUACUAUUAUACGAUCGUGAUACGUGAAGAAAGCAUAUACCGGAUCCGGCUUCGUUCGGAUAAUGUGUGACUCUUGUUCGGUCCCUAAGCAAAGAAAAUAAAGUAAGAGCGUAUUGGUGUGGGGGUUUUAUGGUGUGAAACAUUUUCUGUGUGAAAAUGUUAUAUGUUGCAAUUAUUUAGCGAUGCCUCCGUACAGUUACAAGUCUUUCGAGGCAAAGAAGGGAAAAAACAGAAUUAUAAAUAUAUCGAACAAUAAUCGAAUCGAACGAACGUUUGGCAAACAGUUGUGUAAAAUGAGCCGAUCCCCCUGAUCCGCUGCUAGCGUAUAGCGUACGUACGGACACCAAACCCCGAAACAUACGAGAUUUCCAGAUAGGGAGGGCCGAAACAAAAAUGAAACAAAAAACUUGGAAGAAAGUUUGAUGCAAAGAGUUGAAAAACGAACGGGCGAGAAGAAACUAAUAAUGGCACUAUAUACAUGCAGUAAUAAAUUCUUUGUAUUAAUGAAUACCUAUAAUAAUCACCGAGGAAAAACCAGCGUGUGUGAGUGAGAGAUGAAAUUGCAUUGGUCCUAAAGUGCAUCAAUUAAUCGAGACCGGAGGUACGGGAAAGGCAAGAGGAAAGUAUCAGGAUGGCGCGAUCUUUAGAGAGAUACACGCAUACAGUACACACAGAAACACAAAAUCCAUAUAUUUAUCAAAAAGCAAUGUGAGUUAUACAUAUAGUUACUGUGCGAACGUGCGCAACACAUUGUAUGGGUGGAUAUAGUGGUGUAGGAGCAUAGUGUGCAUGAACGUACGAAAAAAAAAAAACAAAAUCAAAUUCAAUAUUACAACAAAUAUUGCAAUAGGAAACGAGAAAUUAAAACGAUCGAAAAUGGAGCAAAAUUUGUUAGCUGUGUAAAAAGUAAUGCUAUUACACUACUAUAUUGCUACUGCUGCGCUGCAUCAUCGAUUCUAGUAGCUAGCGGCAACGAUCGUUGCCUGUAGGAAAAUUGUUCUCGGUUCCCCAAUUGUGUAUCAAAACGUUCAACACGAAACCUUCGAAACCUGCCCCAUUUGGCCUUAAAUCUUGUACCGAAACCGUUCGAAACAAACUUCAAACAAAAAGCGUCCUUUCCCCAUACGAAUGUGUGUGUGUGUGCAUUUUCAAGAGAAGUUUAUAUUUGAGCAUCUAAAUGAUUUAAAACCGAAUGAGCUUGUCUCUGGAACUUUUCUCACAUUCUUCACACCCCUACCCGUGUGGUAGUUUUGCGCUUCCCGCGAAUGUUCCCGCUCCGUUGGAAUCGUUUUCCCAUCUCCCCACACCCGCACAGGGUGGUAGGAAAGUUCAAGAAUAGGUGAUGAUGUAUUUCAUUCGAAUUUGAUCUUGCUUGCUAUUAUAAUUUUUAUAAAAUUAUCAGCUCUAUUGAAGAAAGAACGGAAUGCGCGGUAGUGAGGAUGGGGGAGCGCAAGGGAAACGAGCAUACAAUUUUGUGUUGCUUUCUGUUUGUUUUGUGUAAUAACUGUUGUGCCUCUUUCUGUCUGUUUUCAUCUGCCUCGUAAAAUUAAAUCUUUUCUCCUUCUAUUCUACAGUGUGUGUGCACAUUUUGUUUUUGCUAACUUUCAAACGUUUUAUUGCAUUUAUGCAGUUUCAUUAGUACUGACCCGAACCACCAUUGGAUUGGAUUGGAAGAGCAAGUGCUGCGCAUCUCGUUUAGCGAGCGCGAACGCCCGAUAUGUUUGAAUUGGUUUGUGCCUAAAUCAACGAGCCAACCAACCAACCAACACAUACACACGUGAAUAGACACCAUAUAAGCGAACAUGUAUCUCCUAAACAACAACAAGAACAUAACGGAAUGAUUUUUUUUUCUCUUUUGUAAUAAUACAUUUUAAUUUAAUAAAACA